Messenger RNA from Equus quagga, 883 nucleotides. RefSeq names its product melanocortin 2 receptor accessory protein 2 (gene MRAP2). Gene Ontology annotation, molecular function: type 3 melanocortin receptor binding; type 1 melanocortin receptor binding; type 5 melanocortin receptor binding. The record is from RefSeq and is a predicted model, not a curated record. Gene Ontology annotation, biological process: protein localization to plasma membrane; regulation of adenylate cyclase-activating G protein-coupled receptor signaling pathway. Bases 81 to 722 code for a protein of 213 amino acids. The transcript is spliced from 4 exons. Lineage: Eukaryota; Metazoa; Chordata; Mammalia; Perissodactyla; Equidae. Gene Ontology annotation, cellular component: plasma membrane; endoplasmic reticulum.
GAAAGCGAAAGGAGCUUGGGGGAAAGUGUCUGUGCUCCUCCGGGGGAGAGAAAGGAGCUCCUGUAGAGAAAUUAAUUCUCAUGAAAACUCGAAGGGUGGAGAUGUCUGCCCAGAGGUUAAUUUCUAACAGAACGUCCCAGCAAUCCGCAUCUAAUUCUGAUUACACCUGGGAAUAUGAGUAUUAUGAGAUCGGACCAGUUUCCUUUGAAGGACUGAAGGCUCAUAAAUAUUCCAUCGUGAUUGGAUUUUGGGUCGGUCUUGCGGUCUUUGUGAUUUUCAUGUUUUUUGUGCUGACCUUGCUGACCAAGACAGGAGCCCCACACCAAGACAAUGCAGAGUCUUCGGAGAAGAGAUUCAGAAUGAACAGCUUUGUGUCAGAGUUCGGAAGACCUCUGGAGCCAGAUAAGGUGUUUUCUCGCCAGGGCAACGAGGAGUCCAGGUCUCUCUUUCACUGCUACAUCAAUGAAGUGGAACACUUGGACAGGGCCAAAGCUUGUCACCAGACCACAGUCCUCGACCGCAAUGUUCAACUCCAGGAAGCCAUCAGAAGCAGUGGGCGGCCAGAGGAGGAGCUGAACAGGCUCAUGAAGUUUGACAUUCCCAACUUCGUGAACACGGACCAGAACUCCUCCUUUGGGGAGGAUGAUCUUCUGAUUUCAGAACCACCUAUUGUUCUGGAAAAUAAGCCAGUUUCCCAGACCUCAUACAAAGACCUGGAUUGAGAAACAAGCUCCGUAAAGUGUCUUUUGGAAGAUGUGGGUUUUGUCUCUGUAUAACAAGAAAUCUCCAUUCACCAAAAUUGUGUGUGUGUCUGUGUGGGCGAGAGACAGAGAGAGAGAGAGAGAGAGAGAGAGGGAGAAAGACAGAGAGAGAAGAGAGCCCC